ACAGUCGUCAGCCAAUAGAAGUCGAAUAAACAAUUCCGUAGCAUGCUAUUCGCAGUCCGCUGCGACCCAAGGACAUUAUACUAACAGUAAUGUGAUGUAGAGUAUGAAUUGUUGAUGUUUAUAAAGUGAAAUACGGAGUCAAAAAAGUGUUUUUGUUACGUUUUACACCAGUAUUACUAUGAUUUAUGCAGGUAGAAACAAAUUCGAGUCACCCGGCAUACCGCCAACAACAGAAGAAAUAGCAACAUUAGAGGACUCUACUUGGUGGAAUAAAAAGCAAUUUAGAAAAUCAAACAAGAAUAGCUCAAAUAGUAACAGCUUCGCUAUAGACACAGAUAAACAGUUCAACAAAGUUUUUGUGGAAGAUGAAGCUCUCAUCAACAAAAAACUACCAAAAGAGUUACUCUUACGAAUUUUUUCCUACUUAGAUGUUGUGUCGUUGUGUAGGUGUGCCCAAGUUUCGAAAGCCUGGAAUAUAUUAGCCUUAGAUGGUUCGAAUUGGCAAAGAAUUGAUUUGUUCGACUUUCAAAAGGAUGUAGAGGGUCCAAUUAUAGAAAACAUAUCUCGUCGUUGUGGUGGGUUUCUUCGCCAGCUGUCGCUUCGAGGCUGUCAAUCAAUCGCAGAUAGCUCAAUCAAAACAUUAGCUCAAUAUUGUAGAAAUAUUGAAGAAUUAAAUCUGAAUACAUGUAAGAAACUGACAGAUGACGCCUGCACUGCUAUAUCUCGAUGGUGUACCAAAUUACAGAAACUAAAUUUGGACAGUUGCGCAGCUAUAACAGAUAAUUCACUCAAAUCAUUGAGCGACGGUUGCUCUAAUUUAACCUAUGUCAAUAUAAGUUGGUGUAGCAAUAUAAGUGAUAAUGGAGUCGAGGCGUUGGCUAGGGGAUGUCCUCGGUUGAAGAAUUUUGUGUGUAAAGGAUGCAAGCAUAUAACUUCUCGAGCUGUUAUUUGCUUAGCGAGGUUUUGUCCUCAAUUGGAAGUAGUUAAUUUGAAAGGAUGUAAUAAUAUAAGAGACGAAGCAGUACAGUCAUUAGCAGAUAAGUGUCCACGUCUUCAUUAUUUAUGUUUAAGUGGUUGUUCAGCAUUGACGGAUACAUCGUUAAUAUCUUUGGCUGCCAAUUGUCAUCUUCUAUCAACGUUAGAAGUUGCUGGUUGUUCCUUGUUUACCGAUGCUGCCUUUCAAGCAUUAGCUAGAAAUUGCAGAUAUCUGGAGAAAAUGGACUUGGACGAAUGUGUCCUCAUAACAGAUGCCACUCUUAUUCAUUUAGCUAUGGGUUGUCCAAGAAUUGAAUAUUUGACUUUGUCUCACUGCGAAUUAAUAACUGAUGAAGGAAUUCGUCAUUUGUCCAUGUCGCCUUGUGCAGCCGAAAAUUUAACAGUUUUAGAAUUAGACAAUUGCCCUCUAAUAACAGAUGCUUCUUUGGAACAUUUAACUUCUUGCCAUAAUUUGCAACGAGUAGAAUUGUAUGAUUGUCAACUAAUAACUAGGGUUGGAAUCCGAAGACUUAGAAGUCAUUUACCAAAUAUAAAAGUUCAUGCUUACUUCGCACCUGUUACUCCUCCACCAAUACCUGGUGGUAAUCGACCGAGGUACUGUAGAUGUUGUGCAAUACUAUGAGCUUAUUGCUCGUUUGGAUUCCAAGAAGAUAAUUCGCCACAUGCUUAACACUAUCUUGAUCGAAAUUUCUAUAGUGUUGGAGAUCAAGGCUAAUGUAAGCUAUUUUUCCUACACUUUCUUUUUUGGUGAAGUAUAGAUUUGAAGCCAAAAUUGUCAACGAAUGGAGCGACUUCAAUAAUAACAAGAGCUUCGAACAAAAAUAAGAUCUUGUGGCAAAUCGCCUUAAGCGGGGUUAUAAAUUUACUGUCAGUAAACAAAAUAUCGAGAACACAAUAUAUUUACAAUGAUAUGAUACUCAUUUAUUUAAAUUUUCGUAUCUACCAUUUCAUUUUUUUCGUAUAUGAACGUCUAUUUUCAAAAAAACACGUUGCCAAAUGUCAACGUUAGGCAGAGAUGAGUACAGAAUUCCAAAAAACUCAGAAAAAAAAAACUUUUCUUAUGAAAAAUAGGAUUACAUUCUAAACAAAGUACUACUACAUUGCACUUUUUACACCUUGUCCUUAGUAUAGAGCAGCAUCCUUCACACCUGCACAUCUUUUUAUUUAUCUGGCACACACUUAUCAGAAUGUGGUCGAGUCGUAUCUGAUUUCAUCGCUAACAGAUUGAAGUUUGUAAUGCUAACAUUGAAACAAAUGGGGGCUGUACGCUUCCAAAAAACUGUUUGUCUUCAGAGCUGCAAUUUUUAUUUUUACUCUGAUAAAUAUCACAGCCAACAAGAUACCCGGAUGCAACAUUGAUGCACCACAUCUUAUAGGUUUUCCAUCGAAUUAAUUGCUUAGUUGGAUAUUUUAUCAAUGAUUCAUCAUAGUUGAGGACAAAUUUUUUAAAAAACCUUCAGCAUAUUCAAAAGUGGCCGUAAUGUAUGUUCCAAUAACUACAUUUCCGGCGAGAAUAUUAUACCCACUAAGAAGAAGAAUUCCAAUAAACCAUUUCAGUUCAUCAACUCUAAUAUUUGGAUCAGCAUAGUUUUUAAAAAGUGUCCGCUGUAUGUUGGAAAACAUUUUCAUCGAAAAAUAGUUCAAACAACUUUACAGGAGACAUAUUAUAAUAUUGGUUGUAGUCUGAUUCGAGAAAGGAUUUAAAAGGUGGUCGCCGACAAUUUAACAGCAAUUUUUUAAUAUAUGUAAUAUAUGGUUUUUCUUUAGUGUUGAUAUCGUUGUUCAAAUCUUAUUCAGUAGAACCAACUCUAUGUCCAUCUGUUUAGACCUAUUCCUAAUUGGCCAUUAGGAAGCCUAUCUAUGUUAUUAUCAUUGUAAUCUUCAUCCUCCGAAUCUUCAUCAGUAAGAGAACUAGGUUCGGGGGUCUCAAUUUAAAUCGAGUCCACUGGUAGUUCAUCAGAGUAUGCACUUUGAAGAGCUUCAAACAAAGAAAAGCUGCGAAUGAAAAAAAUGUGAAUAAUUUGCAUAUUAUAUCACAUCUAAACUUGUUGUCGUAAAGCUACAGUUCAAAAUAAACAUGUGUAGGUGUAAUCAAUAAAUUUUCUUGUAUUUGUGUUUAAUUAAAUAACACAUCACAAAAGUAUGAUUAUUUUUUUUGGUGAAAAGAGAAUUUGUACCUACUUGAACUUAAAUUCCUAUAACCUGUAGACAAAUAGCUGUUCGACCGCUAUCUUCAACUUUCCGUGAAUAGAGAACACGUUAUUCAUAGACAGGACCUGGAAACUUUCUUCAAAAACGGGCCAGUCAGAUUAAUUUUUGCGGUUGAGGUGUAGGGUACUAGAAAUAACUCAAAUGUGCAGGAAAUUCCAAAAUUUAUUUUGCAUUUAAAUUUCAAAGCCUAUAAAACAUUAAAAAGUGUAAAAUGUUUUUAGGAUGUUCAAUACUGGUCUAAGCCAAUACUAAAUAAAAAUGGUUUAUAGUUAAGCAUGUUUAUGCAAAACACUCAUUAUUUUUCUGAAAUAAUUAGAACAAAAUACAAAACAGUGUAUUUACAAAACUUCAAAACAUCCUCUUACAAAAUUUUUUUUCUUAAAUAAAACAAAUCACUUCAAUCAACAUUUUCCCUUGAAUGUCCUGAUUGUUGUGUAGUUUCUUUUUCUUUGUUUCAAAAGUACUUCUGCGAACUGUUUUCAAUGCUUUUUUUUUUCAAUACACUUUUUUUUAUGAGCAUUUCGUAAAAUUAAUCACAAGAAUAAUCGAAAUUCUUUCGGACCAUCAACAUGGUACUCACCGCUUCGAUUUGUAGACUAGAUUUUUCAGAUGACCAUUAGGUAACAUAAAUUUUUUCUAAAUCUACAUGACGAUUGAUUUUAUUAUAAAUAUUCUAGAAUUGAAUCUGAAUCUUCAAUAUUCAAUGAGAAAUUAUCAAGUAACAGUUUUUACUUAUUUUAUAAAACUUAAAUAAUGCAAAUUUUUAUAUUACUGGCAAUAAAACGGGAAUGUUUUGGUCAAAACGGGCGUAUGGUCAGCCUAGUUAUACACAUCCAAGUGAAUAUAUAUGCUGCCAUCUAUUCAAUACUUUUCUAAGCUUUUUUGAAAUUCGCGCUUUAAAAUUAUAUAUUUAUUGUGGCUUUUUGGAAACACUAGGCCUUGAUGGGUUAAGAAUGUAUGAAUGUGUUAACAUUUAACUGGCUCAAUGGUGGAUGUAAUGCUUUUGACUAUAGUCGGGAGUAGAGGAUUCGAUCCCGGGAAUACCGGAUUGCAUACAGGCGAUCCCGGGAUUACGAAUAUAAAAUAAAAAUCAUUGUCACAUAAAAAUUAUUUUUUUUAUAUUGACGAAAUAAUUAUGUUGUAAAAAACAUAAAAAUCCUAGUCAUACAGAAUGUUGAACUUUAACCUCAAUCUUAACAACUUUAAUCUUUUAAUAAACAAAAUUUUUACCACAUUUCUAUUUAGAAAACAUAAUGAAAUUGACUUCGUCUACCUACACUCUACAUUAUAGAUCAAUACGUGUCGUGGCGUGACUGUUCGUAAUCGAUAGGAGCGUGCAAGUUUCAUCUCCAAUUUUGCUUUACCAGCUUAUUGCGCAAAUAUACAGACGCAGAGUUUUAACUACAAAUCAUUUCUGUUAAUCUCAAUUAAUACGGAAUCAAUUUUCAUCUCAACUUCGUAGUUCUCCAUUCUUUUAGUUAAUGUGAUAAUCUUUUUUAUAAGCUGUUUGAUUAAACUUGGAACCAAUUAUUUGUUACUGUCAUUCCAAUUAUCACUUUUAAUAUGAGAAUUUUGUAAUUCACUCCCUUCUUUUUGCCGACGUUAGUCUUAGUGUCGAGGAUAGAGUUAGCACAAUAUAAAAAGUUACUAUGUAUACAUCAACAAAACGAUAUCUCCAAAAAUAUAUAGAACGAAAGUCUGAACUAUAUCGCGCGAGUUGAAUCUCUGGUAACGGCGUAGCUUCAUUAAGAUCUGAUCGCUUCGUUCUCCUCGAUUCCAAACGUCUCUCCUAUGUUCUGAAAGUAUGGAGCAAUGAGGUACAAGUAUAUAGUUAUAUUGAUUUUGCCUAGAAAGUGUAUCAGGUAUAUUGGAGAGAAUUAAUUUAAUUGUAUGGUAUUAGGACAUUACUUGGAAUUUCCUGGUUCAGGUAUCGGUCAGUCGGGGUUGAUUGUGCAGUACUUUUUAUAGAUGCUGGUACUGGAGAAUUCGAGGCAGUCAUUUCCAAGAAUGGACAAACACGUGAACACGUAAUUCUUGCAUUCCCCCUUGGAGUAAAACAACAUGGACAAAAUGGACUCCACCAUACAGCUAAGCACGCUUCGAAGAAAUCAAGAAAGAAGUAUCCACUUAUAUGCCGUGGUUCAAGACAUGAAAUAUCGAACGUAAAGAAGGAAAGUGUAAUGGUGAAUGUUCAUUUAACGCUUUAGAUGUCAUUCUCCCUCUGAGCCGUCCAACAGUGACACCUCUUCAACUUCCACUUCAGGAUGUCUACCAAAUUGGUGGUAUUGAAACUGAUGUUUUAAAACCAAGUAUGGUAGUAGUUUUGCCCUGGCCAACUUGACAUCUGUUGUCUCUAGCUCUACCUGGUGAUAACGUUGAUUUCAACCUGGUUUUAUAUACAGUGCAUUAUUAUGCUUUGAUGGUAUACGAAUAAGCAUUUGAAAAGUCAAUUUCUGUACUUUCAUAACACUCCAUACUUUACUAGUUGCUGUUGCGACUAUCUGACUUCAAUUAUUUUCGGUUAAGUUUUUUUGUUCGUUUUUCUUUUACUCUGUGUAACUUUUGAUCACGUAAUACAAAUCGCUCUGUGCUCUCUAUGUUCGGCGAACAACAUUAUCAAAUGCAACUAUUAACAAUAAUAUUUUGUUGUAAUCUAAGCAUUACCGAAAUAUUUUAAUUCCUUCAAUUCUUGUUCCUUUUCACCCCAUCUUACAGUACUUACAAAUAUUAGAAACUAUGUGUACUGAAAAAAUACUUUUCGUAGUUGUGUUGUCGAUAUUUGAUAUUGCUGUAGAUUUAUUAAGUGAUUUAAAGUAUGUAUAUCAUUUGUAUUUUGUCAAUUAAUUAAUUUUAAUCGUAUUUUUUUUUAAACAUAAAUAUGUUAUGAUUGUAAUUUCAGUAUAAAACAUUUAUUAUGUGAAUACAAAAAUAAAGAACAUCCACCUCAGAAUUCUUGACCUCUUUUCGAUGAGUUUAGUUUUUCUUUCCAACAAAUUUUAUAUUUCUACCCUUUUUAGGCAUAGUAGUUAGAAAAGGUACUACCUACACUGUUUACACCACCACUACACCCCUACCUGUGGUCUCUGAAGACGAUAACUUGGUUCCAGAAAUUCCAACUUGUUGGAGAAGCUAUUAUAGUCUAAGAUCCCACUGUUUGAUUUUGCGGCUGUUAGUUAUUUGUUGAAAUUAAUAUGGAAUCUAUAUGAUUAUACAAAAUGCAAAAGGCAGUGUAUCUCUAAAUGAAUCACCACGAAGUACUGCAAAGCGUUUACAUCUCAAAAAGCGCUUGUUUGGUGAAUUAUACAUUGAAUUGUUCAUUUUUAAGUCCUGAAACCUG
Diorhabda carinulata is the source of this 6544-nucleotide messenger RNA. RefSeq names its product F-box/LRR-repeat protein 2. The coding region runs from base 179 to 1618 and encodes 479 amino acids. Gene Ontology annotation, cellular component: SCF ubiquitin ligase complex. Gene Ontology annotation, biological process: SCF-dependent proteasomal ubiquitin-dependent protein catabolic process. Gene Ontology annotation, molecular function: protein binding. The transcript is spliced from 8 exons. The record is from RefSeq and is a predicted model, not a curated record. NCBI's taxonomy places the organism in Eukaryota, Metazoa, Arthropoda, Insecta, Coleoptera, Chrysomelidae.